CAUUAACAGCCAUAAACCUUUGAAACAUACAUUUAAAUUUUGAUGUAAAAGAUGUUUUAAUCAUUGAAGUUAAAUAUUCACAAAGGUGGAUUGUUAAACUGAACAGAAUCAAUUUGAAAACUAAACCCAGCAAGUUUCUGUUUUGUAUUACUCUAUGACGACUCAAAAGCACUUCCAGAGAUCAUUGUCAUUACGGUGCCUCUUGACUGUGAAUGUCUCCAAGGGAAGCUCUGCAUAUGCGCUCAUCAGGACACAAGAAGGUUGACAAAGCCAACAAAUUAGAUUCCCUGCUUCCAAAAGGUUUCGUUUCUCCAUCCAUUUCCAUAACCGAUGUCCUCGAUUCGAAGUGCCUUCCGAGCAAGUUUUAUGUAGCUACUCUGAAACAUCAUGACCUAAAACGCAGGUUGGAGGAACUCCAACCCACAACAAAACCGCCAAGAAGGGUCUCGGCCCGAAACGUCGUCUGUUGGUUUAUUUCUAUGCAUGCUGCCUGAGAUCCACCAGCUCCAACAUUUUGCAAAAUCCGCCAGUCACCUUGAUGGGAGAACCGAGCCUGCGACAUGCAGUUACACCAGAGCGCAUGCGUCGCCGGUCGCGGGCCCGGCUUCUGGGCAUGCGCGGCAGCCUUCUGUCCCUGGCGGCGCGGGGGUGCUGUGGGAUUGGCUGCCUGCUGAUCGCGAGCCCGGCUUCUGGGCAUGCGCGGCAGCCUUCAGUCCCUGGCGGCGCGGGGGUGCCGUGGGAUUGGCUGCCUGCUGAUCGCGGGCUCGGCUUCUGGGCAUGCGCGGCAGCCUUCAGUCCCUGGCGGUGCGGGAAGGGCGCGGGGGUGCCGUGGGAUUGGCUGCCUGCUGAUCGCGGGGCGGCGAAGCGGGAUCCGAGGCUUCGAGCUGGGCAAGGGCCCUGGUCUUCCGCCAUCCCAGACAAGCUUGCUCGGUGUCGGCUGGAGAGAGGGGAGGAAGAUCAUGUCGACGUCCAGUCACAAGAGAAAGCCACGUUUUGAUGUGUCAUUAGCGCGUCUAACUCGGCGAUUUAUGGAACUUGUCAGUAAGGCUCCUGAUGGGGUUCUUGACAUCAAUGAUGUGGCAUGGAUGCUUGGAGUGCGAAAAAGGAGGGUUUACGAUAUCACCAAUGUACUGGAUGGCAUUCAUCUGGUGAGAAAAAAAUCCAAAAACCUGAUUGAAUGGAUAGGCAAAAAUCCACAAGAAAGAUUAGGAUAUGAAGCCCAAUCUCGAAAACUGAGAAAAGAAUUGGCAGACCUAACAACGGUAGAGAAUUCUUUAGAUGAAUUAAUCAAGGACUGUGCUCAACAGUUAUACAGUUUAACAGAAGACAAAGAAAAUGCAAGACUAGCAUAUGUAACUUACAAGGACAUCCACGGUCUUCAAGCCUUCAAGGAACAGAUUGUAAUCGCAAUCAAAGCUCCCCAAGAAACGAAGCUCGAAGUACCUAUUCCCAAUGAGGAGAAAAUCCAAGUUUAUAUAAAGAGUACUGAAGGACCAAUUGAUGUAUUUGUGUGCGAGAUGCAGGAAGAAUAUUGUCCUCCUAAAACGUGUGAAGAUGACACGUCCAAUGGGAAUGAAGCAAUCUCCUCAACAGAUGAGGCAGUGACGUUACCACCUGAUAGAGAUUCAUGAUUCAUGCAUUACUGAAAAGAGGCAAGGACUGUAACCAGCACUGCAGGAUAUUGGCAAAAACUGGACUCCUUACUAUGAUACGCAAACACGAAGAAAUCUGCAGAUGCUGUAAAUUCAAUUGACAUUUUGUGCUGAGACCCUUCAUCCUGACAAAGGCCUGAAACGUUGACUGUACUUCUUCCUAUAGAUGCUGCCUGGCCUGCUGUGUUCCACCAGCAUUUUGUGUGUGUUGCUCCUUAUUACGAUGCUAUGUUUGGAAUGGUAAAUGACCCAAUAUAAAGUGGUCGGCUGUACAAUUCAAAGAGUCAGAUGGGGGAUUGGCAUGUCCAAAUUUUAAACUGCAUCACGGGGCAUGUGUAUUAAAAAGUCUUAGCUAUUGGAUGGAGGAGGAUACAGUUUCAUCAUGGAAAAUUAUAGAACAAGAACUAAUAUCACCAAUAAGGUUGAUUCUCCUUAUAGGUAUGUCUACCAAAAAAACGUGAUUUGUAUUACCAUCUAAUUUUAACCCAUAUACUACAAGUAUUUAGAGCAGCAGAAAAAUUCCUAAAAUUUAAAAGCGUAUGGUGCAAAUCAUCUCCAUUUUGGAACAAUAAUCAUUUUCUAUCUGGGGAAAAACCAUUCACUAACAAAACUUGGGAGGAUAAAGGUAUUACUACUCUUCAAGAUAUUAAUCCUUAGCUUUCAAGAACUGGUAUCUCGAUAUAAUAUUGAUAAACACUCUCUUUUCUACUUUAGAGUAAGAUCAGCUUGUAAAGCCUACGGGGUUCCCUGGGGGUCAGAUUUAAAGGACCAUCCUGUUUUAAGUUGGAUACAGAGUGCUCUGAGACAGAUAGUGUCAUAUAUCUAUGAUAAAUUGAACUCCCAGAAAUAUAUGCCCACAUCAGGAAUGAAAGCCUGGGAUAAGGACAUAUCUGAAUUGGGACAAGACUUAAACUGGGAUACGAUUUGGGAUAAUGCUGCCGGUGCUUCGAAAAACCCAAAUCAUCGGUAUAUACGCUUGAAAUUUUGUCAUAGAGUAUAUCUAACACCGAGAAUUAGACAUCAAAUGGGACUGGUUCCUGACCCAUAUUGCUCAUUUUGCCCCCACGGAACCGUUGGCUCUUCAAUACAUGUUGUAUGGGAAUGUUCAGGUGUUUUUGGUUUGUGGGGGAAGAUUAUCUGUACUCUUACAGAACUAAUGGGGGUACAAUUACCAAUGGACCCCGCUGUACAUCUUCUAAAUGAUGACUCCCACCUUUCCCUUAGGGAAAAAACAUGCUAAAUCUGGCUGGCAGGCCUGACUGCAGCUAAGAAGAUUGUAGUCCAGCAUUGGAAACCUCCUCAUGAUAGUUCAAGUACUCACUGGUUUCGGAGCUUUUUGGACAUUUCUUACCUGGAAUUAUCAUCAGCAAGAGUAAACGAUGCAUGACCAAACACAAUCUUAAUGUAGACAAAUUUGAUAUCUAAUUUAAAAGAUCUUCUGUUAAAAUGGGAAUGCUCUGUCUGUGUAUGCACUACUAUUCAGUUGGUUGGUGAAGGGGAGGGGGUGGUAAGGAGAGACG
This is a messenger RNA of Hypanus sabinus (Atlantic stingray), 3172 nucleotides long. RefSeq names its product transcription factor E2F6-like. Bases 696 to 1631 code for a protein of 311 amino acids. Gene Ontology annotation, biological process: regulation of transcription by RNA polymerase II. Lineage: Eukaryota; Metazoa; Chordata; Chondrichthyes; Myliobatiformes; Dasyatidae. The record is from RefSeq and is a predicted model, not a curated record. The transcript has 7 exons. Gene Ontology annotation, cellular component: RNA polymerase II transcription regulator complex. Gene Ontology annotation, molecular function: protein dimerization activity; RNA polymerase II cis-regulatory region sequence-specific DNA binding; DNA-binding transcription factor activity, RNA polymerase II-specific.